Messenger RNA from Pelobates cultripes (western spadefoot toad), 27817 nucleotides. NCBI's taxonomy places the organism in Eukaryota, Metazoa, Chordata, Amphibia, Anura, Pelobatidae. The record is from the annotation of a GenBank genome assembly.
AUUGUGUGUACUGGAGGAAUCUGCCCUGAUGCAAAGCCUCCCACACCCAAAUCGGAAGUUACCCGCAGGUAAGCAGUAACAUGGAGCUGCCCCGGGGCUAUAGCGGAGUUAGCACCCCACAUAUCACAGGGUACCCCGGCGGUAUGUACUAAACACAGAAUGGAUGGAGAGCAGAGAAAACCAGAGCACACAGGGAGAGAAAAGGAAUGAUACUGUAAGCAGAGCCUUACCCACAGCCCCUGGGGCGGGAUCCAGUGUUUUGCAGCUCUGUGCAGUGGGAUCCAGGGAUCUGUAGCUCCCAGUGCUGGGAUCCAGGGAUCUGUAGCUCCCAAUGCUGGGAUCCAGGGAUCUGUACCUCCCAAUGCUGGGAUCCAGGGAUCUGUAGCUCCCAGUGCUGGGAUCCAGGGAGAAUACUGAGAAAUAAUGGUUCUCUUCCUCCAGGCUGGUGUAUAAAAAUAUAGAGAGAAAAUAUUAAAAAAAAAAAAAAUAUCCCAAGGCUUAAUUCCCAGAGAAGUUUGAAUCCAGGCACAGGGUGGGGGAACACACAGAGAGAUCCUCAGUGUUCUGGAACUACUGCAGCUUCAUGGCUGCUCCUGCCAUUUGCCCAGGUAGGGGUAGUAGUUGGGGAAGGGGUAUUUAGCUAUUAGUGUUGCUAGAGCCCUGUGUGAUCCGCCAUGUUGCUUGUGCUUGCAGAGGGAGGGAUGCAGGAGGCAGUCACAGAGCUCCACACAGAGCUCACCCUGCAUGAGUGGCCUUGUGCUGCGAGGGGCGGGGCUCCGGACAGUCACUCACAUGAUGGCCCCGCCCACCGCACAGCUGCGCCAGCCUGCUUUGCAACAUUGUAUCAAAAUUCCAUCAUUAAAUGACAAAUAGUUCUUCACGUAGAAUGAUACAAUGUCAGUUAUUAUUAACAGUAUUAUUCUCAUUAUUUAUACCAGCUAUGCCUGGGCUUGGCACUCCAGGUGUUUCAGAACUUCAUGUCCCAUGAUGCACAGCCAUGACUAUGAAUCAUGGGAAAUGAUGUGCAGUAACCUCUGGGAUUCCAAGCCUAGCCACCCCUGGUCUAUAUUAAUCCCCCUAACCACCCCUGGUCUAUAUUAAUCCCCCAGCCAUCUUUGGUCUAUAUUGAUCUCCCUAACCACCCCUGGUCUAUAUUAAUCCCCCAGCCACCCCUGGUCUGUGGUCUAAUCUCUAAGCACCCCUGGUUAAUCCCAGCCACCCCCAUAUUGAUCUCCCACCACCCCUGGUCUAUAUAAUCCCCCACCACCCCUGGCCUAUAUAAUCCCCUAAACUACCCCUGGCUCAUACACCCCUGUGCCACCCUGGCCUAUACACCAUCCACCAUUUUAUCCACAUCCCACCAUCCUCAACUGUCUGGCUAACUUCCUGCCACCCCUGGUCUAUGCCACCCUCACUUUGGUCUGGCUGAUCUCCCUAACUACCCUGGUCUAUAUUAAUCCCCCAGCCACCCCUGGUCUAUAUUAAUCCCCCUAACCACCCCUGGUCUAUAUUAAUCCCCCAGCCACCCCUGGUCUAUAUUAAUCCCCCUAACCACCCCUGGUCUAUAUUAAUCCCCCUAACCACCCCUGGUCUAUAUUAAUCCCCCAGCCAUCUUUGGUCUAUAUUGAUCUCCCUAACCACCCCUGGUCUAUAUUAAUCCCCCAGCCACCCCUGGUCUAUAUUAAUCCCCCUAACCACCCCUGGUCUAUAUUAAUCCCCCAGCCAUCACUGGUCUAUAUUAAUCCCCCUAACCACCCCUGGUCUAUAUUAAUCCCCCUAACCACCCCUGGUCUAUAUUAAUCCCCCAGCCAUCACUGGUCUAUAUUGAUAUCCUCCCCCUGGCCACACACACACACAUCACUGGUCUGAACUAACCCCCCGCCAUUAUUCGUCUAUAUUAAUCCCCCCCAACCACAUCACUGGUCUGUAUUAAGCCCCCCCUCCAGCCAUUACUGGUCUAUAUUAAUCUCCACCCACAGCAUCACUGGUCUGUAUUAAUCCCCCCACCGCCGCUGACUUUACAAGUCUAUAUUAAUCGCCCCACAGCCAUCACUGGUGUAUAUUAAUCCCCCAACCAUCACUAGUCUAUAUUAAUCCUCCCCCAGCCAUCACUGGUCUAUAUUAUUCCCCACAACCAAUACUAGUCUAUAUUAUUCCCCCCACAUCCAUCAUUGGUCUAUAUUAAUCCCCCCACAUCCAUCAUUGGUCUAUAUUAAUCCCCCCCCCCUGACAUCACUAGUCUAUAUUAAUCCUCCCCCCCCAGCCAUCACUGGUCUAUAUCAAUCCCCCGCACAGCAAUCACUGGUCUAAAUUAAUUCCCCCCAGCCAUCAUUGGUCUAUAUAAAUCCCCUCCCACAGCCAUCACUAGUCUAUAUUAAUCCCCCCAGCCAUCACUAGUCUAUAUUAAUCCUCCCGCCCCCCCACAGCCAUCACUGGUCUAUAUUAAUCCCCCAACCAUCACUAGUCUAUAUUUAUCCUCCCCCCUCCCCCCACAACCAUCAUUGGUCUAUAUUAAUCCCCUGCCACAGCCAUCACUGGUCUAUAUCAAUCCCCCCACAGCCAUCACUCAUCUAUAUUAAUCCCCCUAGCCAUUACGGGUCUAUAUUAAUCCCUGCCCCCUCCCCCCACCAACAUCACUAGUCUAUAUUAAUCCCCCCACAGCCAUCACAAGUCUAUAUUAAUCCCCUGUCACAGUCAUCACUGGUCUAUAUUAACUUCUACAGCCAAUACUGGUCUAUAUUAACCCCUAACACUUCGCUGGACUUCAUGCCAAGUUUAUACAUCACAGCCAAUACUGGUAUAUAAUCUCAACUAUCAUCACUAGUCUAUAUACCCUUCCUCUCUCUACAGCCAUCACUAGUCUAUAUUAUUCCCCCCACAUCCAUCAUUGGUCUAUAUUAAUCCCCCUCCCCCUGACAUCACUAGUCUAUAUUAAUCCCCCCCAGCCAUCACUGAUCUAUAUUUUAUCAGGAUGGAUACAUUGAGAUUUCUCUCGUUUUCAAGUAUGCCCUGGGUCCACAAAACAUUGCAGUGUUACAAUAGGAUGCAAUAUUACAAAAAUACAAUAUACAAACUAUACAUAUAAGCACAUAUAUAAAUUUAAUACAUAACAGGUAAUAUAUUCAACCAUGACAGGUGCAUUCUGUAUUGAGGUCUAUUGAGAGGUAGAUCUCUUAAAAGAUUUAAGGUUGAAUAAAGAUUUGACUGUGUCCCUGAGAUUUUUCCAUAAUUACAGUGCUCUGUAGGAAAAGGAGGAUUGAGCCACUUUAAUUUUGUAUUGCGGAAUGCUAAAUAUCGUGCUAGUACUGGAUUGGAGGUUAUAGGAGGUGAGUACAGCCGGGGAGAGCAUUCUAUUCAGGUAGGGUGGGAGCUUCCCAGAAAAGCUCUUAAACACAAGGCUGGAAAGAUGAAGGGUGCAUCUGGAUUCCAGCAACAGCCAGUUUAGUUUUUUUAGCAUGUCACAAUGGUGGGUAAAGUAAUUACAUUCUAGUACAAAGCGGCAGAGCGAAUUAUAUAGCGUAUUAAGUUUAUUAAGGUGGGUUUGUGGUGCGCGUGCAUACACUACAUCCCCAUAAUUAAUGACUGGCAUUAGCAUCUGUUGCACCAUCUGUUUCCUUACUGUAGGGCUUAGGCAGGAUUUGUUUCUGUACAGGGCACCAGGUUUUGGGUAAAGUUUUGAUGAGAUUUUUUUGAUGUGAAGGCCAAAGGAUAGAUUGGGGUCUAGCAACAUACCUAGAUAUUUAAAGAAACAGACUGCUGUCAGUGUGCAAUUUGAAAUUGUUCUGAUACACAGUUGUUGAUUUUGUAGUUUACAUAAUUUAGGUACAGUUCCUAAGAUCAUUGUAACGGUUUUGUCAGUGUUUAGGGAGAGUUUGUUAUCCGCUAUCCACUUUUCUACCUCUGUGAAUUGGUUUUGGAGCACAGCCUCAAGCUGCGGUAGCUUGUGCUUACUAGCGUAGAUUACUGUGUCAUCUGCAUACAUGUGUACAGUUAAGGAUUUGCAGACAUUAUGCAGAUCAUUUAUAAAUAAUGUGAAUAGCAGGGGGCCGAGUAUGGAGCCUUGGGGAACACUACACGUGACUAGAAGAGGGAGGGAAGCGCUAUCAGAAAUGGUCACAUAUUGCAAUCGGUCUGAAACAUACAAUCAAAACCAGGUUAGCGGACGAUUACCAAUGCCUGAGUUAAGUUUUUGCUAAAGAAUGCCAUGGUCUACUGUGUCAAAGGCCUUGGCAAAGUCAAGGAAAAUAGCUCCAGUUAAGUCUCCUUGUUCCAUGCCAAUUUGGAUGUCAUUGCAAACUUUUAAGAGGGCAGUUGAAGUUGAGUAAUUUGGAUGAAAGCCUGAUUGAUCAAGGGUCAGGUCAAUUGAUCAUUGAUAAUAUUCAUAUAGUUGGGCAUGGACGCAUUUUUCCAAGAUUUUUUACAAUACAAGGAGCAAUGAUAUUGGACAAUAGUUAGAUACCAAAGUAUCUGUCACCACUUUUAUGGAUAGGUACAACUUUUGCAGUCUUUCAAAGUUUGGGUAUGUAUCCUGACACCAGGGAUUCAUUAAUAAGGGUAGUGACAGGUUUAGCAAUUGCUGGCAGACUGAGCUUCAGCAACAUUGCUGGGAUUUGAUCUGGUCCACAAUGGUUUUUCAUUUUUAAAUUAUUAAGAUGUUUAUUAACAACACUAACAGACACAGGUCUAAAACUGAAUUUCUCUAAAUGAGGAUUUUGAAGAUUUGCAGGGCCUGAUCUUUAUUUGCGGUCUCAAAACGAGUGUCAUUUGUUAUCUUAGCAACCAGGGUGGUAUCAUUGGUAAUGGUAAGGGAAUGCCGGAGACAUCCUGGCACCAUAACAAUGUCAUUUCAAUGAAGUUGUUAUGGUGCCUGGUUUGUUACUUUAAGGUCAUAAUAGCCAAACAGGAUGCAUUCUCUAUAUCGGUUGUCUACUCUCCUCAUUUCACUGAUUAAACUGAGUAAAGCUGACGAACCCCUGACCUGGGAAUCUCCGAUAAUACUGUCAUGGUACAUCAUCAUGCAGCAUUGGAUGUGCUUCCUGCUCCCCACUAACCUCUGUGACACUGGAUGCAGUAUUCAUGUAGCUCCUUAUUACCUUUCUAUGCAGAAGCAUCAUUACUUUACGCCAGGCUUCCCCAAACUCCGGCCCACCAGAUGUUGCUGAACUACAACUCCCAUGAUUCUCAGCCUACCUAUUUCAUUCAUAGAAUCAUGGGAGUUGUAGUUCAGCAACAUCUGGAGGGUCGGAGUUUGGGGGAAGCCUGCUUUACGCACAUAAAAUCUGGGACAUGUGAUAGUACGUCUCUUAAUCUGUCACCCCCAAAUACAUCACAGCUGCGUGUAGCGAACCCUUACGUCAUUCCUGAGUAGUUGUUGCUCUGCUGGAGCUUUUAAGGUCACCCAGGACCCGCGGCGGAGUGUCAAGUUGGUGCUUCCUCCUAGAGCCCUGUGCUGUGAGUUUGUGCAUGUGUGGCGGCUGCGUGAUGUUUGAUGGCAUUCACUGGCGCUGAGUACCAGCUGACAUGCUAUGUCAAUGAAUGCUGUUCAAAUACACAGACUAGUGAUGUGCCAAGCCCGGUAUGUUCAUUUCUGCUUGAAUGCUGUUUAACCCAAAAUUGGUAAUGAUGCUGAAUGUAUGCCAGGGACUUGUUAGCACCAGAACCCUAUAGACUGUAAGCCCGUUUGAGCAGGGUCCUCUUCAACCUAUCGUUUCUGUAAGUUUUAUUGUAAUUGUCCUAUUUAUAGUUAAACCCCCUCUAAUAAUAUUGUAAAGUGCUACAGAAUCUGUUGGCGCUAUAUAAAUGGCGAGAAUAAUAAUAAUAACCACUACAGUGCAUAGAGUGGCCCCUUUAACAUAGCACUGUACAAAUGAACAUGACGUUACUUUUGAUAACCCAAGUUAUGCAUAUGAUGAAUCUCUGAUUCAAGUUUGGCCUCAUUCAUAUUCUCUCUUGGUCUGAAUAAUUCUAGACUCUAGUCAUGUGACACAAAAAAAGGAAGCAAAAUGGUUUCUAGGCAACUACCCUUCAGGAUGAAAGUAUAGCCCCCCCUCCACCACUUACUUUAGAGGGACAUAAUUAAUAUAAAAAGCAGAUUCUGUGAAACAUAGCCGGGAUAUUCACUAAAAUGGGAGUAGUGCAGAACUGACAUGGGGGCAGGAAAUUCAGGUUUAAAUAGCUGUACUGGAAUAUUCCUCAAACUUGGCUAUAGUUUCCUGCUUUUUUAUUUUUUUGCAAUGCCAUUAUUAAUUGUCUUGAAUAAAAAUCUCUGUAAGAGAGGAUAAUCCAGUUCAGAGAACAGAUACGGGGUAUUAAUAGAUAGCUACAUAGUAAUCGUCACUUUAUGAGGAUUUUAUCCCAGUGGAACUGAUACAGUUUAGAGAUUUAGGGACAUUGGGAAAAAAGUAUAAAAGUGUAUAGGUCAUUAAAACUGCAUCUACAAAAUGAAGCACAAGGCAUCACACAGUUUGUUACACUUGGCUGUUUGCAAAGCAUUAUGGGAUGAAACACUAGUUAUUUGGCGAAGGUGACGCUUCCUGCAUAGCUGCCAGUGGGGUGAUUUGUAUUGUCAUUUAUCACUAUGGCAACCAAUUCUUCAUAUCUGCACAUACCCUUAAUUCAUGUCAGGCCUGUAACAAUGAGAGAGAAAUUAAACCUGUAAUUACAUCAUUUGUGGCAGUGCCACUUUAAUGCCCAUUAUUUAACAUUAAUAAUACAGGACAGUGGGGGUGUUGCAGGGGGUGCAGGUUUAAAGCUUUGGGUUUGGAUUGAAUUAUUUAGGUGCAGGAUUAAAACUGCAAGGAGAGGGGAAUUGAGUUAAUACAGCAGGUGUGGGGUUAAUACAACAUGGUAUGGCCAGUGACGGAACUACCCGGCACAUCUGGUACAGUAGCAGUGUCGGGUGCUGUCGGGUGCUGCAACUCUUUAGCAACGCAAUAGGUCCACUUAAAUGUUGGCAAGCAGUGCUGGGAGGAAGUGAUUUCCUGUCACUUCCUUCCAGCUUACAGACCACGCGGAGGCUGAGAGGAUGGAGGAGGCACAGAAAGUGGAGGAAGGAGAGCAGCACCAGACUCUCAUCAUCCUCAGCUCGCCAAGGAAGUCUCCCUCCUGCAUCCAAAAGACAUAAAAGCAGGGGGUGGCUAAAAAUAUGUAAAUUGUCACUUGUGUAUCUGUAUCUAUUUAUCUCUUUGUGUCAGUGUAUGUUUACCUGAGUGUGUACCUGCGUGUGAGUGUGUCAGUGUGGGUAUCUGUGUGUGUGUCUCAGUGUAUAUUUGUAUCUGUGUGUGUGUUUGUGUGUCAAUGUGUAUGAGUAUUUGUAUGUGUAUCUGUGUGUUAGUGUGUUGCCACAUAUGUGUAUGUGUGCACACAUCCCAGCAUUCAAAUUCAAACAUCAACACUACAUACAAACACACCCCUCCAAACUAAUGCCAACACUACAUUCAAUCAAAUGCCAACACUACAUGCAAACACAUUGCUGCAAUCAAAAGCCAACACUACAUACAAACACACCCCUCCAAACUAAUGCCAACACUACAUUCAAUCAAAAGCCAACACUACAUACAAACACGCCCCUCCAAUCUGAAGUGGUCUGGGUGCAGUGGUCCUUUGGUUUAAAGGACCACUCUAGGCACCCAGACCACUUCAGCUUAAUGAAGUGGUCUGGGUGCCAGGUCCUUCUAGGGUUAACCCAUUUUUUUUAUAAACAUAGCAGUUUCAGAGAAACUGCUAUGUUUAUGAAUGGGUUAAGCCUUCCCCUAAUCCUCUAGUGGCUGUCUCAUUGACAGCCACUAGAGGCGCUUGCGUGCUUCUCACUGUGAUUUUCACGGUGAGAGCACGCAAGCGUCCAUAGGAAAGCAUUGUAAAUGCUUUCCUAUGCGACGGGCUGAAUGCGCGCGCAGCUCUUGCCGCGCGUGCGCAUUCAGCCCAGAAGGAGGAACGGAGGAGGAGAGGAGGCAGAGAGCUCCCCGCCCAGCGCUGGAAAAAGGUAAGUUUUUAACCCUUUCCCCUUUCCAGAGCCGGGCGGGAGGGGGUCCCUGAGGGUGGGGGCACCCUCAGGGCACUAUAGUGCCAGGAAACGAGUAUGUUUUCCUGGCACUAUAGUGGUCCUUUAAACCUGCCAUAUAAAGCAUUGCAGUUUGGUAUAUGUGGCAAUGCUUACAUUGUAGGAUUAAAUACGCCUCUAGUGGCUAUCUUCAUGAAAGCCACCAAAGGUGCUCCAUCUGUGAGAACUGAGCCCAACUAGGUUUCCAUAUUUAACCUUCAUUUCAAUGGAGGAACGCAAUAGCAUUCAGAAUGCAGUUUGUAUUCCAAAUGCUACAGUGAUCUUUUAAGAAAUUCUGUAACUUCUUAGUGUGACUCCAUCUCUAAGAUGACAUUUUACUGUUACUUCUGAAUUUAGAUUAUAUUGCAGAUCAGCAUUGAACAAUCACAGAGGGCAUUAAAGGACCACUAUAGGCACCCAGACCACGUCAGCUCAAUGAGCUCAUAGUUUUAACACUGCAGCUGAAAAUAUAGCAGUUUCAGAGAAACUGAUAUGUUUAUACUGCAGGGUUAAUACAGCGUCUAGUGGCUGUCUCCCUGACAGCCACUAGAGGCCGCUUCCACAAUUUACACAGAAUAAAUCACACUUAUUUGACGCUGGACGCCCUCACUAAGUCCAGUGUCAAAAAGGAUCCCCAUAGAAAAGCAUUGAGUAAUGCUUUCCUAUGGGCGGGUUUGAAUGCGCGCGCGCCUCUGGCCAUGCAUGGGCAUUCGGCUCCACUUGGAGAGGAGGAGAGGUUGCCAGUGUCGAGGAAGCCCGGCACUGGAUUAAGGUGAGCAAAUAAAUGGUUAAUUAACCAUUUAUUUGCCGCGGAACGGGGCCCUAGUCACCUAAAUGGUGACUAGGGCUCUAUAGCGUUAGGAAUACAUUUUUGGAUUCCUAAUGCAAUAGUGUUCCUUUAAUGAUUUGUCCAGUGUACAAAAAUGAGAUCUUCUCCUUUCAAUAAUGUGAAAAAAUGCUGUUAGUAAGAAAACUACCGACACCUAAUCUAGCAUGCCUUAUGGAUCACCAAACUGGCCACGGCAGGUAACACGCUGAGACAAACAGUUUCUGAUACAGUUUCUGAUCUGUUCCUGUUUACUUGUCCUUUUAAUUCUUGGAAGUUUUAAUACAGCUUAAUUUGUUGCAACAUAUAGUGACAUUGUGAUUGUUUAAUGUGUUGUUGUGUCAUCACAAUGUCAGAUAAUAGUUUCAAAACCUGUGAACCCCCUUGUUUACACACAAUAAAAGUCAGCACAUCGUGUGAAAAUAACAUUUGUAGGAAUGUGAUUAUGUAAACCCUUGACAUUCAACCUUAUGCUAUACUCAACAUGUUACAAAGUUGUCUAGAUUGGAAAAAAAAAGGCUGAAGUCCAUCAAGUUCAACCCUGAAGCCACUUCUUUUAUGUUGUUGAUCAAAAAGACGUAAAUAAAUAAUCAAUUGUACCAUUUCCAAUUAUGCCACAAAAAGGGAAAUAAUUCCCUCUGGACUCCAUAAUGUCAAUCAGAUUUCUCCUUAGAUCAACAACCUGUUUACAAACAUAUUAAUUAUAUCCUGGACUAUUCUGUUUACGCAAAAGUGCAUCCAAGCCUUUAAAAAAAAAAAUUAUCUAUAGAAUCUGAUAAGACAACCUCUUUAGGCAGAUAAUUUAAUAUUUUUAUUGUUCUUACUGUAAUUAACCCUUUUCACUCCUGUAAGCGAAAUCUCCUUUCUUCCAGUCUCAAUGGGUGACCUCUUGUUUGUCUGUAUUCCUGCUAAUGAACAGGUUAGCACAUGGUCGGGUCUUUGUCCUCUUUCAAAUGCUUUUUUACCUUCGUGGUUCUGUUUAUAUAAACACACUCUCAGUCUACUUGUUUUUCCUCAAACACCUGAAAACCCACCUAUUUACAAACUCCUUUGUAGACCUAUAAUAGUUCAUCCCAUUAAAGUUACUCCGAGGCCAGUUCAUCUGUCCUCAUUAUAGUGAGCCUGUCAUGACAGAUAUAGGUUUGCAGUUUUCUAAACACCUUUUUUGACUUAUGUUGAACAAUGAAGUGUUUCUUCCCUUAAUACCAUUGAAAGAUCAUAUUUUAAUUUAUUUACAUUACCCCUGUCUCCUGCUGAGAGUAUUAAUCAUUUGGGUGUUACACCUUCUGUAAGACACACCUCUACUGCAUACCUCUUGCCUCCUAUAAGAGGUUAAAAGUUCCCUUCACUUUAUGUGGCAGUUUAUGGUAUUUAAAUAAUACUUAUAUGUUCUCUCUCUCUCUUUUUCUAUUUACAGAUUGCCUGUCCAAAACUCUUGCAAUAUAUAAUUCUGGCUUUUUCUCUGUGUGCUGCUGCUGCUCUCACAAAUAACCUGUCCAUCCUCACUCCUUCCUCUUGGAGUCAUUGCUUUCCCAUAAGCUCAAGGCAACCUUGAGAGACACACAUAAAAUGGUUUCCCUGACAACAGACAUGCACAGCACAGUCUUCUUAUCUCUGAAACAAUUGUCCCAAACUGAAUUGACUGACAGGAGAGAGCAAGGGCCAUUUUCUAAUCUCUGAUUCUAGAGAAAUCUAUACAUUUAAUCCAGUGGUAGCUGAUGAAGUUUUAAAAUAGUGGGGCACCAGACUUCCUCUCCAGAAUAUUACUCCUCCCAAUACAGUAUAGAGAUACACAUAGAAUACAGACAGCUGUAUUUUUUUUUUUAAAAAUACAUGUUUUUUGACUUUUACUUGAAAAAUCUUUUACUCAUCUACAAAAGCGAAUGAAAAAAACUGCUAAAUAGAUUCAAAAUUUUGUCCUGAGUUUAAAAAUACCCAGUGUUUAUGUUCUUUUUUGCAAGUUAUAGGGCUAUAGGUACAAGUAGGAUAUUGCGGUUUCAAAACAUACAUUUUUAAAAUGUAUCAAUAGUGACAUUGUAACACUAUUAUCUGUCAUAAAUCUCUGAAUAACACCCCACAUGUACAUAUUUUUUUAAAAGUAGACAACCCAGGGUAUUCAAUAUGGGGUAUGUCCAGUCUUUUUUAGUAGCCACUUAGUCGAAAACACUGGCCAAAGUAAGCAUUCAUAUUUGUUUGUGUGUGAAAAAAGUAAAAAAACUAAAUUGAACGCUAAUUUUGGCCAGUGUUUGUGACCAAGUGGUUACUAAAAAAGACUGGACAUACCCCAUUUGCAAUACCUUUGGUUGUCUUCUUUUGCAAAUGGUAUGCCAUCAUGGGGGUAAUUCUCAUUCCUGGGCUACCAUACACUCUCAAAGGCAACGUAACCAACCUGGCCAUUUUCAAUGUAAAAAUAUUUGACCCAUAUAUUUGACCCUGUAACUUUCAAAAAUGCUAUAAAACCUGUACGUGGGGGGUACUGUUUUACUCGGGAAAGGGGGAUUUAACUAUAAAUAGGACAAUUGCAAAUAAACCUACGGGCAUAGACGUGCGCACGGGUGUGCAGGGUGUACCUGGGCACACCCUAAUCCCCGCGGCACGCCUAUGUAUAUUGAAACCGGCAGGGGAGAUCUCAGGAUCCCCCCUGUCGGCUCAUGCAGAGCCGGCGCCGGCUCUGCUCUAAGCCUCCCCUCACCGACCCACAGGCAGGGAGGGAGGCAGGAGAGGACCCGGGGAGCUCUUGCCAGUAGCUCCGCCAGGUUCCUCUCGCGGGAUUCUGAGCAUUGCUGUGGCAACGCUCAGAUCUCGAGAGAGUGAACUCUAGCCCCGCAGGCUAGAGUUCACUCUCCACUGGACCACCAGGGAUGGAAGCAGCAGAAAGGAUCCCCCCUCCCAGGCAUAAGGUAGGAAGGGAGGGGGGAUAUUUACUAAACGGCCCCCACACAAUACACACAAUCACCCAAACAUACAGCACCCACAUACAGCACCCCCACACACAGCAUCUACACACAUACAGCACACACUGCCCUUACACACACACACACACACACACUAACAGCACCUUCACACACAUAGAACCCACACACACACACACACACACACACACACACUAAUAGCACCCUCACACACACACACUAAUAGCACCCUCACACACACACACACACACACCACCCUCACACACACUAACAGCACCCUCACACACACAAAGCGACCUUACAUACACAGCACCCUUACAUACACAGCGCCUUCACACACACACACACACACACACAGCAGUAUAUGUGUGUGUGUGUGUAUAUAUACGCAGCGUGUGUGUUUGUGCUUUAGGGUGCACACCCUUAUACAAUAGGCUGCACACACCUAUGCUUACGGGAACAAUAGGUUGAAGAGGACCCUGCUCAAUCGAGCUUACAUUCUAUAGGAGGUGGGGUGUAAAACACAUUAGGACAGGAAUUUGCAGUCAAAUAAGGUUUAGGAGAGAGCAAGAGAUGGCGGUAGGCAGGCUAUUCCAUAGGAAGGGAGCCGCCCGCGAGAAGUCCUGCAAGCGUGAGUUGGCCGUAUGGGUGUGGACAACGGACAAGAGGUGGUCACGGGCAGAGCGGAGAGACUGAGAAGGGACAUACCUAUAGAUCUAUGAGGAGAUAUAAGAGGUGCUAGAGUUGUUCAGUGCUUUAUAGGUGUGAAUUAGUACCUUGAAUUGACUCCUAUAGCAUACAGGAAGCCAAUGUAAGGACUGGCAGAGAAUGAGGUGUGCGAGAAACGACUAAAGAGGAAAAUCAGUCUGGCAGCAGCGUUCAUUAUGGACUGUAGCGGUGCAGUAUGGCAUUUGGGAAGACCAAUCAAGAGAGGGUUACAAUAAUCCAUGCGGGAAAUUACUAGAACAUGGACAAGCUCCUUGUUAGUAUCUGGUGCAAGAAAGGGGCAGAUGCGGGCUAUGUUUUUAAGAUGGAAUCUACAGGAUUUGACAACAGCUGGAUGUGAAGAAAGGCAAGCAUUGACACAUUGCAGGAUGGCAGGGGAGAGGUCCGGGGAGGAGAGAUAUAACUGGGUGUCAUCAGCGUACAGGUGGUAGUGGAAUCCAAAAGAAGUAAGAAGUAAAAUAAGUUUGCCAAGAGAGGCAGUAUAAAGAGAAAAUAGAAGGGGACCAAGGACAGAGCCUUGGGGGACUCCAACCGAGACAGGACGAGGGGAGGAGGUAUCAUUAGAAAAAGAGACACUGAAUGAGCAUUGGGAGAGAUAAGAGGAAAACCACAAGAGGACAGAGUCACAGAGACCAAGUGAUUGAAGAGUUUGAAGAAGGAGAGCAUGAUCAACGGUGUCAAAGGCCGCUGAGAGGUCAAGAAGAAUUAGAAUGGAGUAGUGGCCUUUGGAUUUAGCUGCGAUUAGGUCGUUAGUAACUUUGAUAAGCGCAGUCUCAGUAGCGUGGAGAUGGCGGAAGCCAGAUUGAAGAGGGUCAAGGAGAGGGUUGGAAUUGGGGAAAUGAGACACACGGGUAAAGACAAGUCUUUCCAGAAGCUUUGAGGAAAAAGAGAGCAGGGAUAUGGGACGAGGGAUAAGGGAGUGGACGGGUCGAGGGAUAUUUUUUUUAGUAUAGGUACUACAGUGGCAUGUUUAAGGUCAGCAGGGACAAUGCCAGAAGAGAGAGAGCAGUUGAAGAUGUUUGUUGAAGAAGGCACGAGACAAGUGGCGAGAGAUCUAAUAAGGUGAGAUUGGAUAGGAUCGAGUGGGCAAGUGGUGGGGCAAGAGGAACAGAGAAGAGCAGCCACCUCUUGGUCAGUAGCCAGAAUGUCUGAAGGGUAGGAAAGGCAUGAUCUAUGUGUGGUUGAGAAACAGAAUGGCAAGGAGGGGAGAUUUCUUUCCUUAGCUGUUCAAUCUUGUCAGUAAAGUAACAUCCAAAGUUAUCAGCAGUAAGGUUAGUUUAGAGCCACAGCAGGGCGAAGAAGAGAAUUAAAGGUGUCAAAGAGACGCCUGGGAUUGCGUAAGCAUGAACUAAUGAGAGAGGAAAAGUAGGACUGUUUGGCAAGGGCAAGGUCUGCGCUGUAUGAACACAAUAUGAAUCUAUAAUGGAGAAAGUCUGACUGGGUGCGAGACUUCCUCCAGGAGCGUUCAGCACAACGGGAGCAUCUUUGCAGGUAGUGUGUUGAUUUAGUAUGCCAUGGUUGGGGGCGGGUCCUCCUUGAGGUGCUUGUUUGGAGGUCCCUCCUGAGUUGAGGGGUGUUAGGCUGAGGUUGUUGGGUGAGGGGGUCCACGAGAGCAAAUGAUAAGAGGUGGUGAUCAGAGAGAGGAAAUGGAGUGUUGCAGAUAUUAGAUACUGUACAUGCAUAAGUGAACAUUAGGUCAAGGGUUUUGCCAGCUACAUGGGUGGGAGAAUUAGCCCACUGUGAAAGCCCGAGGGAGGAAGUAAUUGAAAGUAGUUUAGAGGCUGCAGAGGUCAAAGGUGGGUUAAUAGGAAUAUUGAAGUCCACGAGAAUUAGGGAUGGAAUGUUAGAAGAGAGGAACUAGGGUAUCCAGGCAGCAAAGUGGUCAAGGAAGAGAAGAGGGGAACCAGGGGGACGAUAAAUAACAGCAAUGUUAGCAGAGAAGGGGUUGAAAAGGCGAAUUGAAUGUAUUUCAAAUGAUGGGAAAGAGAGGGAAGGGGGGGGGUAGAGGUUUAAAGGAGCAGUGAUGGGAGAGGAGAAAUGCUACACCACCACCUUUACACUCAGAGUUUCUUGGGUUGUGGGUAAGUUGAGGACCACCGAAGGACAAAAUGCAGGGGUAGCAGUGUCAGAGGGGGAGAGCCAGGUUUCUGUUAAGGCUAGUAAAUCUAUUGAACAAGAGAUGAAGAAGUCAUGGACAGCAGUGGAUUUAGUAAUAUUGCAAACAGAGCGUGUGUUCCAAAGGGCAGUAUUGAAGGAGGAUUUAGAGGAACAUGAGAUGGGUAUGAGAUUAGUGUGGAUCCUUGGGUUAGUAUGUUGUGAGUUUGCCGAGAUGGGACCGGGGUUUGGAGAGACAUCACCAACUGCUAGGAGCAGAAGGAUAGAAAGGAAGUGAAGGUGGGAGUAGGAUUUGAAAGAUUUGUAGGAGGGUAUGUAUGUAGAGGAUUUGGGAGGAGUUGGUGCAGAUAGGCUGGAAAGGUAUGUGUAGAGUGCAUGGGAUGAAUAGAGAGGGCAGGGGAGUAAGGUGGAAGUAAUGAUGAUGGUGUUGCCAGGGAUAGGUGAGCGAAAGGAUAGUGAUAUUUUAGUAAUGAGAGAAGUUAGUGUUAAAGUGAAAAAUAGAAGUGAGAACAUUAGAGAAAAUGUGUAUUAUAUAGAUAUGUAGAUCAUAUAUAUAUAUAUAUAUAUAUAUAUACACACACACAUAUACAAAUCACAUACAUACAUAUACACACACACACACACACACAAAUAUAUAUCAAUGAGUGUUUAAACCAUUGUAAGGAUGCAGUAUGUUAACAGAGGAUUUCAGGUGAGGAGAGGUUUAGUGACUUGAUUGGUGUGUUUCGGAAACCAGCUGAUUUGCACUAUCUAUAAGUAAGGUAAUGACCAUUAUAUAUAUUAAUAUUAAAAUACACUUAGACAGUGUAUGUAUAUAUGUAUAUGUGUAUAUAUUGUGACCUUUAAGGGCAAAGCAACACAGUCCUCUAGGGUAACAGGUACAGAACAACAGUCUCUUAUGCAAAAAUGGUGUGGUUUAUUUACAUCGUGCACAAAAAUCCAUGCAGCAAUCCGUUUGUUGCAUCCGUUUGUUAGCGACCUUUGACCACAAACAAUGGACUCUGGAUAAACCAUCUGCAUUCCCCUGGUCUUUACCAGCUCUAUGCUCUAUAGAGAAGUUAUAUGGCUGAAGACUAAGGAACCACCUAGUUACUCUGGCAUUUGUUUCCUUGUUUUGUCUCAUCCACAUCAAGGGCGCAUGAUCUGUGACAAGUUUGAACCUUCUCCCCAAUAGAUAAUACUUAAGUGUUUCUAGGGCCCACUUUAUGGCCAAACAUUCUUUCUCAACCACCGAGUAUCUCUGUUCAUGGGGAUUCAGCUUUUUGCUCAGGUACAUAAUGGGAUGUUCUUCUCCACUGUGUACUUGAGAAAGAACCGCUCCUAGGCCCACAUCAGACGCAUCUGUCUGUACCAAAAAUUAUUUCGUAAAAUCUGGGGCAACCAAAAUUGGGUCAGCACACAAAACCUCCUUCAGGGUACUAAAUGCCUUCUCUGCCUCGGGAGUCCACUUUAUCAUAACAGGGCCUUUUGCCUUAGUUAGCUCUGUCAACGGGUUUGCGAUCGUAGCAAAGUUAGGUAUGAAUCUACGGUAGUAGCCCACUAAGCCUAGAAAUGCCCUGACUUGUUUCUUUGUCACAGGACGUGGCCAAUCCCAAAUAGCAUCUACCUUACUUUUCUGUGGUUUCAGGAGGCCCCUCCCAAUAGUAUAGCCCAAAUACUUAGCCUCUUCCAAACCUAUCGUACAUUUGGAUGGAUUGGCAGUUAGACCUGCAUCUCGUAUAGAUUUUAUUACUCCCUGAACUCGGGGAAGGUGUGUUUCCCAAUCUGUGCUGUGUAUAACCACAUCGUCAAGGUCAGUGUUUCCCAACCCAGUCCUCAAGGCACACCUACCAGUCCAGGAUUUAGGGAUUACCCAGUUGUGUCUAAGGUGUUUUUACAAAGAAGAAAAAAAACACCUUAGACACAACUGGGUAAUCCCUAAAUCCUGGACUGGUAGGUGUGCCUUGAGGACUGGGUUGGGAAACACUGGUCAAGGUAAGCAGCCGCAUAUUCACUAUGGGGUCUAAGGAUUCUAUCCAUCAUUCUUUGGAAGGUGGCAGGUCACCAUGCAACCCAAAAGGUAAGACUCUAUAGUGAAAUAAACCUUCUGGUGUGGAAAAAGCUGUUUUUUUCUUUGGCCCGCUCUGUUAAGGGAACUUGCCAAUAACCUUUAGUCAGAUCUAAUGUAGUCAGAUAUUCUGGAUCGUCCUAAUCUCUCUAUUAGGUCAUCAACCCUAGGCAUGGGAUAAGCAUCAAAUUUUGAUAUCUCAUUUAAUUUUCUGAAAUCAUUACAGAAUCUGAUUUCUCCAUUUGGCUUGGGUACCAACACUAUAGGAUUACUCUAUUCACUUUGUGAUUCCUCGAUAACCCCUAGCUGGCUUCUUUCGGACCUCUGCUUUAAUGGCUUCUUUUCUGGCCUCUGGGAUUCGGUAGGGUUUUAAGUUAACCCUUUUUCCAGGUUCCGUAAUUAUGUCAUGUUUAAUAACAUUAGUCUUUCCUGGUACUGGGGCAAACACAUCCCGAUUUCUAGCAACAAACUCUCGGACCUCAUUUUUCUGAUGAGGUGCUAGAGUGUCAGCAAUGUUAACCUCUGGUACUUUGUCUACUUUGGUCAGAGGAACUUUGUCUGUCAUGGCCAUCAAGACCUCUCUGUCUGUAUUUGUUCGGGCUUUCUUCUACCAGGUUGUCUCACCUUAUAAUUCACCUCAUUGACUCGUUCAAUUAUCUCACAUGGACCAUGCCAGUUUGCAAGGAAUUUACCUUCUACUGUGGGGAUUAGUAUCAUAACCUUGUCUCAGUUUUGAAAGACCCUAAGUCUAGCAUUCCUGUUAUAACUAGCUUUCUGGACUUCCUGUGCUCUCUCCAUAUUUUCCCUGACAAUUGGCAUUAUGGCCUCAAUGCGAUCCUGCAUUUGUGCAUCAUGUUCAAUAACACUCCUAUGGGGCGUUUGUUCCUGUUCCCAUGUUUCCUUCGCAACAUCAAGGAGAUCUCUAGGAUGUCUGCCAUAUAACAAUUCAAAAGGUGAGAACCCUGUGGAAGCUUGGGGGACUUCUCUGAUAGCAAACAUUAGAUAUGGGAGCAACCGAUCCCAAUUCCUACCAUCUUUAUCAAUUACCUUACGGAGCAUUGCUUUCAAGGUUUUAUUAAAUCUUUCCACUAACCCAUCAGUUUGUGGGUGAUACACUGAAGUUUUCAAUUGUCUAAUCUUCAACAAGUUACAUAGCUCUUUCAUCACUCGUGACAUAAAAGGAGUACCUUGGUCUGUAAGUACUUCUCUAGGUAUUCCAACCCGGCUGAACAUAAACAUUAACUCUCUGGCAAUGGUUUUAGCUGAGGUAUUUCUUAAAGGUAUAGCUUAGGGAUAGCGGGUAGCAUAAUCUAGUACUACCAAUAUAUAUUGGUGCCCCCUAGCGGAUUUAAGUAAAGGACCAACCAGGUCCAUAGCAAUUCUUUCUAAUGGGACUUCUAUGAUUGGAAGAGGAAUGAGGGGAUUACGGAAAUCUUGGAAUGGAGCCUUUCUUUGGCAUUCUGGGCAUGACUUGCAAAAUCGCUCUAUAGCAGAGUAGAUUCCUGGCCAGUAAAAUCUUCUUAGUACUCUCUCCCUGGUUUUUUCAAUCCCAAGAUGCCCCCCUUAAUGCAUGGCUGUGAGCUAGUUUUAAAACUAGGUUCCUGUGGGAUUGAGGUACCAGUAAUUGCUCAACCUCUUCAACCCCCCUCCUCUCUACUCGGUAAAGUAAAUUAUUUAUUUCUGCAAAAUAGGGAAGGGACAAUUGGGUUUCCGGGUUAACAGGAGUACCUUCCACUACCUGAACAUUGUUACGAGCAGCUACCAAGGUUUGAUCCUCCCAUUGGGCAGCCCGAAAAUUUCCUGAACUAAUACCUAGAUGAAUGAACUCCACCUCUUCCCUUAGAUUUUCUACUUGGGAGGAAUCACUUUCGUUGUGUUCCCCUUCCUCACCCAAACAUACUACAGUGGGUUCAUUUUCACUAUACUGCUCCAAAUCAAUUGUAGAAAAAGGUAAACAUUCUCUAAACCCAUUGUUUCUGCCUCUACCUCUGUACACUUAUCCUGUUUUAUUGCAGUAUCUUCCCAAAUUUUACGAAAGAGGUGAAAAUCACGCCCCAAUACAGCAUCAUAAGGCAAUGAUGGUACCACCCCAACUCUAUGUUUUAUCACCCCUACCGCGGUAGCAAAUUCCACCUCGGCCGUGGGGUACGUGUGGGUACUGUAGUAUGUUUGGGUGAGGAAGGGGUGUCACCAUGUAUGCAUAUUAUAUCCAACACGUGAAUUUUAUCUACUUGCUCACUCUGAAGUAAAGAUCUCUUUACCAAUGAAACCUCACUCCCAGAAUCUAAGAGUGCUUGCACACUCCUCCCCUCCAUAUUUACAGAUUUGACAUGGUUAAUACCACUAGUACUUGUUAAAGUCGACAUUUGUGUGUAUACCAACAAUGCACCAUGUUUCUCCCUCCUCCCCAAAUUACAUUCCAUAGGUUGAUCAGUCUGUGGACAGUUACGUGCAAUAUGUCCAAUCUCCUGACACCUAUAACACUUUAUCUGUCUCUCAGUCUGGCCUUGUGGCCGGGUUGGGAACUUGGGCACCCAAUUUUCCAUGUAGUCAGUCUGUCUAUGGGUCUGUACGGAAUCUUUUUUUUCAUCUGUUUCUUUAAAUCCUCCAGAAUUCUUUGCAGGUUUCCUGUUACUUUGCAAUUUGGUGUUGCAAAGUAACAGAAUUCUUUGCAGGUUUCCUGUUACUUUGCACUCUGAGUUUCGUUAGCAAACCGGUAUCUCUCUGUCAAGUUCAUAAUUUCUUCUGGGUCCUUUGGAUCCGCUUGACUGACCCAUUUCCGUAGCGCUAUCGGCAGACUCCUUAGAAAGCGAUCCAUAACCACCUUUUCAAUGAUUACUGCAGCAGAGUUGAAUUCUGGUUGUAGCCACUUCUGGGCAUGUCUCAAGAGGUCAUACAUUUGAGACCUAGUAGAUCUCUCUGUGUCAUAAACCCAUGCAUUAUAUCUUUGAGCUCGCACUGCAGGCGUAACUCCAAGCCAUGUUAGGAUUUCUGCUUUAAAUCUGUCAUUUGUGACCUAGUAGAUCUCUCUGUGUCAUAAACCCAUGCAUUAUAUCUUUGGGCUCGCACUGCAGGCGUAACUCCAAGCUGUGUUAGGAUUUCUGCUUUCAAUCUGUCAUAAUCUUGUGCUUGGCUGAGAGGCAAAUCAUCAUAUGCUUUUUGGGAUUCUCCACUGAUGCAAGGGGCUAAUAAUCCUGCCCACUGACCUGGAGGCCAUCCUUCUCGGGUAGCAAUCCUUUCAAAGGUUGUCAGGUAAGCCUCCAUGUCAUCAACCUCACUCACUUUAUGUAAAAAGUCAGUAACUCUAAUCCGGCGCCCCCUAUCCAUAGUAGGAGUAGUCACACUUGACAGUAUGGUUUGUUGCAAAACACUUGUUAGCUUCACUCUGUCUUCACGCAGUUACAGGCACACAGUCUGCCUGUAAUUGUGUGUGUGUGACUGUCUGCCUGUAACUGUGUGUGUGUGUGCAAAUGCCUGAGCUAAUGAGACAGUUACUCAUAGUCUGUACCCGGUGAAGGGGCGGACCAGAUUCUCAGCACAUUGGAACACCUACAUUUCCCCCUCACUGCAAAGUAACAAGAAAGAGGGAAUUAAUAUUUAUUUUUAAAUCACUAUUAAUUUAAUAAAUUCCCUAUACAAACACUACACCUAUACACACACGCACAUACUUGGAUGAAGGUGUAUGACCGGGAAGGAUGGGGCAGGGGGAUUUUUUGCACAGGGUGCCUAAUGUCUUAAGGCCAGCCCUGGUCCCCCUCAUUUUGGUUGUUUGCACUUGUAGGGUGGCAGAAACAUUCCCUCCUGGUACUGCACAAUAGGCUUUGGGUGCCUAGUGCCCCCAUCUCUUAAUGGUUAUGCGUCUUAAUGGGACCAGAGCAGCUGGGGGAGAUGUAUGGCUGAGGAGGAUGUAUUGGAAAAACAUGUCUGGGAGUGACUGUGUAAUGAAAUGACUGGAGGAAAUUAUACUGUGUACAAAUCAUACAGUUCUCAUACAGUGUUCUUAUGCAGAAUGUGUUACAAAAUAUAGCUCAUAAUUGUGUCACAGGCCAAGAUAUAUAUAGACAUCAGCUCUCACCCUGUGGGCUUUCAUAUAACUUUUAUAGCUCUUUGCUACAAAGGUCUUCAUUCAAUUCACAUGAAUAUUCAAUAUAAUGGGGCAAUGUGCAGUUUAUAAUUAAGAAUAUGAUAGAAAUCAUUAAAAGGUUAUUUCAGGUGAGAAUUAGAUAAUUAAUGGUGAUUUCAUGAAGAAUAGGGAACUAUUGUCUAUGAAUUAAAGUGGAGAAGGGGUGAAUGAUGGUCAGGUGGAAGCAAUGCUCUUUGCGUAUGUUAGGUUACAACUGUGUCCCAAUGUAUCGUUUCUUAUAAGAGCAGCAAUCUGUAAAAAUCACUACAUCUGUGCUCCCAGCCCUUUCAUUUAUCAACUGGAGAAGGCAAGACUUUCCUAAUGAUAGUACUCAAGAAGAUAUUGGGGAUAUCUGGGGUUUUCUCCUUUUUUUGUAGAGUCAUCCAUCUUCAUACAAAAUAAUGUUUGAAUCCACAGGUCCUUUGUCCAACAAAUGGGGGCAGACUGAUAUCCACUUAGGCUGGAUAUUGUAGUUAGAUUUUUUUUAUAAUCUCAGGCUAAAGAUGCAAUGAUUCAGGGUAAUAAGCAGGAAUAAAACAGGUUACUGGAUAUGGGAAAAUUUAGAGCUCAAGUAUAUAAUCAGAGUCGGAUUAAGGUUGCCAAGGGCUUUAGGCAGGAUGCCAGAUUGGGGCUUCCUUGUAGAGCCAUGGGCUCUGUUCUGUGCCUGUGUUGUGUGUGUGUGAUAGAUGAAUUUUGUGUGUGGAGUGUUUUGUGUUUGCGUGUUUGUGUAGUGGAAUCUGAGUGUGACUAAAUGCUAUGUGUGUGUAUGUGUGUAGUGUCUCAGUGUGUGUGGGAGAAAGUGUUUCUUUUAGUCCCCCUCAUGUUUAUAUUUUGGCAGGAGGGGGUGUAAUCCCCAUGGUCCAGUGUGCAUCAUUCUGGGCAAUAUCAGGUGCACAUCACAUUAAAAUCACCUUCACAGUCCUGGAAAUUAGCUAGCAGUGCCAAGGACCACGAGAGAGCUUUUUAAAGUCCACACACUCCCUGAGGAUAGCGUGGGUGCACAGUCAGAUUACCCUGUCAGCUCAAGUAAGGCCCUGUCACAGCUGGAGCUCCAGGCCAUUGGGGUCUGUGAGACGCAUUAUGGGUAAUUCAGCUCUGCAUAUAAUGAAAUGCCAUUUGAGACCAGAAGGGGAGAGGCUGACUGUGAGGAGCACGAUUCCAGACAGUGGAGUGGGUCUUCUGUUAGAUGAUGGAUGGUGCACUGAUUCUGAUGACUGUAAUGAUGUAAUGGUAUAUUUGCAAAUAUGGUAAAGUCACGUGAGCAGAAACAGAAAGAAACAGCAUAGAUAUGUUCUUCAUUAUAUAUCAUUAUGACAAGCUAUCUAAUUCUGAACUGUUUUUAUAAAACCUUCUCUGCUGAACAGUGCUUUUAUGAAAUGGCGCUGUGUGUUCUUAUAGCUAUCAAUUAAACAAAGGCAGUCAAUCUAUCCUGAUAAACUAGUUCUAGAUCAGGAGAACGGAUUCUAGAACAGCUGGAAGGCUUAAAGUAGCAGGAAGAGAUCUGGCAUCUUUCUCUAUCGCUCCCUUGGCAAGUAAAACCUAUUUUUUCUUUUUAGAAAUCGCAUUCUAGUGUUCCAGAGCAGAAUGGGAGCAUGAAAAGACUUGUCACAAAGGUUAUGUAAGACAUAUUUGCUUUUCGAUACACUGUUAUUGGAACAAUACUUUGGUCAAUAAGAGUUUCCAGGUGCUGCUAAUACUUAGAAUUCCAUAGAAUUCCAAAGGAAAUGUGUACAAAUUGCAGUACUGAUCAUACAAUUAAAUACAAUACUUCGUUUUUUGUUCCCUUAUGCCUUGAUAGAAUGUGGAAGUUUACAAUUCCCUGGUCAUGUCUCCACACUUUCUAAACUAGUUUUGCCUUGUAAAGGUAUUUGAAGGGUUGUUCACAAUAGUGAAAAUUCAAAGUGAAUUUCAAAUGUAAUAUCCAAAUAGCCAAACUGGAAAAAUGCUCUAAGUCAGCAAUGCUUUCAAUUUGGCUACGCUAGCCUUAAAGGAACUUUAUAGUGUCAGGAAUAAAGCCAUGUAUUCUUGACACUAUACGUAGUGCCUGUGUGGCUGUUUAAGUGACCGACCCCCCGUCUGUUGCCGGUCUUGUUGCGGCUGACCCUGCCUGACUCCACCUCCUUUCCUGAUAUCAUCAAUUUUAAAGAUCUCAGCCAAUCCAAUGCAUUCCCAUAGAAAAGCAUUGGGGGGCAAUUGGGCAUGUGCGGAAAAACAACGCACUGCACCAAUCAGCAUCUCCUUGAAUCAUGGCAUUUCUAUAGGAAACAUUCAUGCAGCGCAUUCAUGCGUGAAGAUGCUGUGCAGCACUGGACUAGCACCUCUAGUGGCUGUCUGAUUGCAUCUAGAGGUGUUACUUACAAUGAAAAACCUGCAGGGACAGGAUAUGGACAUCAGAACAACUACAUUAAGCUGUAGUUGUUCUGGUGACAAUAGUGGCCAUUUAAAUUUGAAAUUUAUUUUGAAUUCACUUUGAAUUUUCACUUUUGUUAAUAACCCUGUGAGACAUCUGAUCAAUUGUCUCUUAUCACUACUGUAAAUUACAAAUAUUUUACUAGAAUUUGUACAUUUGAUAUUUGGACACAUUGAAACUCAAAAUCAGUUAUUUUAAAGGGACACCCCAAACCCUAAAGCACUUCACAUGUAGCUGUGUCCCCUCUUUCUCACUUUACAAAUGAACUGGUUUCAUGAGAAAUCAACACUUAUAUAAAGUUUCUGGUAUCUAUCUCUAUAAGAGGCUCUUCAUAGAGAAUGAUUGCGGCUGCAGAGCUGCGCAAGGCUUCUAUUGCCUGGGGGAUUAUCAAUAUUGAUGAUCUCACUGAGGCAUAGUGGGGUUUGACACAGGAUUCCAGGUAAGUUAAAUCCUUUUUUUACCGUAAAGGGGGGGGAAUGUACAGUGCCACAAUCAACAUAAAGAUGCAUAGAGUUUCCUUUUAAUAGAUUUCAAGCUUUUAGCAAAUAGAGCAAUUCAUGUUGUUAUCACAUUUGAGUGUUAUAUGAUAUUAUUUUCAUCUUUUUUUAUGUUUAACAGUUGCAAACAAAAUACAUAAUUUUGGAGUCUUUCAUAUAGUACUGUCCUAAAAUGCCUGUGAGCAUAAUGUAGUUUAUGAGGAAAAUUAUGUGUGAGUGAUUUACUUAAAGGAUAUAAUUUUUCACAAAUUGGUGCAAUACCUGGAGGGGAUGAAACAAGAGAAAGACGUCUUUUUCAUAAAAUAAUUUGCGUUUAAGUAAAUCUAACAAAAAACUAAAAUAUGCUUCCCCCAGUGGAGAUGUUGUAGUAAUUGAAGAAAAUAGAUAAUUACUUGCAAAACUUGUCAACUGAGCUCAAAUCUUUGUAAUUUACAAUACAUAAAUCAAUAUCUCUUUUUAUGACAUUUUUACUUCUCAAAUGACUUGAUUUGAAUGUAUUACUUUUCCUCGUACUCAUAAAGGAAGAAGAUUGGGCAUUUCAUUUUGCAUUAUGAGCAGUUAAGCUUAUGAAAGAUAAUGCAGGUCAAAGUUUAAUGGGAAGACGUGGAGAUACAAGAAGAGAGAGUGGUCUGUGAUUAUGUCUAAGAACCGAAAACAAGGCAAGUCUAUGGAAAACACUUAGCUGGCUUUUUCUGUAUGUUGUAUGGGGUCUGGGACACAUGACUGGGCCAACUGUUUUGGAAGGGACAGUUGGCAGAACCAACUCUUGAGAAGACAAGAGCAAGCUCAAAAUACAAAUACUGGUGCAGAUUAAUUACAAGAAGUAAAUUUGACACACUGACCUGUAGAGACUAGACAGAGACGUGGAAUGAUGGUUCUGACCAAAUAGCAUUAGGUACAACAAGCUGGUAUAGGCCAUACAAAAGAAUGUAUCAGGUACCAUUAGAGAGAAGGUCAAGCCAUAUCUCAAAUUAAAUACACUAAUUCUCUAGCAAACCUUGUACAUCUUUUAAACUCUGGUACACCAACCAUUUUCAGCACAGCCCAGUAUCUACAGAACAUCUAUGUAUGUAAUGUCGCAUCAACACAUCUUAGGCUACUUAACAUGUGUCAGAAUGAAAUAUUUUAAGUGGACAUUAAAUGUUAAAUCCUUCUAGGUCUAUGUAAUCAAACAUGUACGAAAUCAGAAACAUAUAGACAAUCAAUCAAACACAUCUUAAAUAUAAAAGGUCAAUCUUUAUUUACAAGCAAUAUCUCAAAAGUACAAAACUGCAAAAAGACAAAUAGUACACAAAUGAAUUGAAAGUGUUCAAAUUGCCAAUAAAAUAGAUACAAUACUUGUAGUAUGAAACAUGUAAUCCAAGAUAUUUAGCAAUUUAGCAAAAAUAUUAGUGGGCUGGAGACUGGUAACUCCAAAGUUUCAGCUAGAUGUCUUUUUCAGGGAGUGUCUCUAAACAAUGAGCGGUGCGUCACCAUCUUAUAUCCAUCGUGAAUUGUUGGACCAGCCAUUUAGCUCUAUUCAAACCAUCUUCUGUGCCGGAGACUGGUGACUAUUUCAUAUUUUAUCUAUGACAACAUACAGCAUUUAUCUUUCAUAAUUAGAGUUGAGCGGACACCUGGAUGUGCGGGUUUGCCGGGUUCGUCCGAACUUCAGCAAAAAGUUCGAGUUCGGGACUCGAAUUUGACCCGAACUUGACCCCGAUCCCGAACCCCAUUGAAGUGAAUGGGGACUCGAACUGUGUCAUUUUACAUAGUGUGGGAAAGUUCUUUGGAGGGCUCAGUCUGCGUGGAGCCCUCCAUGGGUGAAAAUUGAUUUAUUUAUUUUUGCGUCUGGUUUUUUCCUUUUUCGGCAGAUUUUUUUUGCGCUCUGAUUUUUUUAUUUUAUUUUAAAUUCGACGGGUAUUAUGUUUUUUUAUUUGGCUUUUUUGGGGGCAGAAAAAUUAAGAUUUUAGAAGAAAGAAGACAUCAAAUGGUAAGUUUUAUUUUAAUUUACAGGUUAGUUAUUUUAUUCCUCCCUCACUAUUUUUAGCGUGAGGGGGGUAGGUAGGGGAUAACUUUUAUUUGGGUGUGGGGCAGUGGUGUAUCCUGGUUUUGUGCUGCCUUAGGCCCCUGAGCGCUCUGCUCAGCUUCCUCGCCCGCUGCAGAGUGAGGACGGGAGCCGGAAUAUGACGUCAUAUUUCGGCUCCCAGCAUAACUCUGCUGAGCACGAGGGAGCUGAGCAGACAGCUCAGGGGAAAGUGCUCCCUUGCCAGCGCCCCCUGCCCGGCUUGUCAGUUAGCCGCAAGGCUAACAAGAUAUUUGCCUGGGCAUUUGGGGACAGCUUUUUUUGCCACCCCCUGGAAAAUGCCGCCCAAGGCAAAUGCCUUGUUUGCCUUGCGGCUAAAACGUCCCUGGUAGGGACCCCUAGUCACCUUGGAAGGGGGGGGGGGAGGAUUUUCAUUUAGGGCCCCCACCCACCGCUUAGGGGUGGGGCCCAGGGGGGAGGACAGUAGGUCCUCCCCCCUCAUUGUUAUUUUGGGCCCCCACCCACCGUGCAGGGGUGGGGGCCAGGGGGAGGACAGUAGGUCCCCCCUCAUUCUUAUUUAGGGCCCCCACCCAUCUGGACUGGAUAUCUCCACUCAAUUUUUCACUCAAGGUUUAAGUAGAGCUGUUUUUUAUCGUUUGUAGCCCAAUUUCCCAAACACCAGAAGGUACAUAGUGCAGGAGAGAACUGCAAUCUUUAUUGGAAACAAUGCGAGUUUAUAUACAGAGAACCCCAGCGGGUAUAGGGAUCUCCAGGAAAGUUAUAAGUGAUCCCACCCAGGCGUCUCUGUGUCUGGGAGAGGAUUGCAGUAUACACUGCUUUAUUUAAUUAACUCCCAUAGACAGGCCCAAAACAUUGUUUAACUACGAAAACCCCCUCCCACAUAUUAUAUACCCAGAUAGUGCAUACUUGAGUGCCGAAUUUGGGAAAAUAGCACCCUGAUCUAUGGUGUAUAGUGAAAACGCCACCCGGUAAAAAUUUUGACUGGGCAUUGGUCACGUCUUGAUCCAGCGUAGGGUUCCAGACUGGUUGCAGCCUAGUGCCAGUCUUUGAAUGGGGUCCUUUUGUUCUUAAACAGGGUGCUCCCCCUCGAUCUCAGGUAGCGUUUGUUGGCCUCCCCUCCAAAUAGCGUUCUCUUGUGUAUGUGAAGUGAGUCAAAAUUGAUGAUCAAGUUAAUUGGGCGGUCGCAAUUAUUGAUGCCAAGUUAGGGUUUCAGGUGAUCAGGGCAGAGGUCCGAUGGGAACAUCACGGUUGUUCGGGCUCGUAAGGGAACUGCUACUGUAUUAGGAUGGAGAGUUCAUGGUGUAAAUACAUGGGAGGGGCAUAGGAGAGAGCCAGGGAAGUGAUAUAGUCUUUUGUGAAAUAGCAUAAUGGAGUCCUGCACCAGUAAUUCAUAAAAAUAUGUAGGCUCUGUCACACCUGAUCUCCAGCGUUAUAGACAGAGUGAAGGAACACUUGCAAGCUCACCGCCCACAAGGAAAAAGCUUAUUAUGCCUGUUGCCAGCAAGCAGAGUUCCGAGCUGCAUAAGUCAGGUGCGCCGAAGCUGCAACUAGCCUCCAGCACAAAUAUCACUGAAUGUGAAGCGUUUCAAGCAAAAACGCUGAACAUACAGAGUAACCCUUUAAUGUUAAGAUGCCUAUUACAGUCUUUCUUUGUAACUGUAAUGCUUACUUUGUGGUGAAUUAUUUAUUUAUUGUUUUUAGAAAGGCUGGACUUAAAGGAUUCAUGUCUCUUUUCAGCUAUGUAACUAUGUAACUAGAAUGCUUUAGACUUGAGGACAGGAGGAUAUCCCAAAAGUCUUAAUAUAUAGAUGGAUUGGCUUACAAUCUCAAAUUACCCAAAUAGCAUUUGAAUAUAUAUUUCUAUUAUUAUAACCUUUAAUUUUUCAUUUAUUUAUGUCAGUGGAUCGGGAUCGAGAAUCAGUUGAAGCAAUCUCGGUGGGACACCAGUUUAUGGAGCCCAUUCAUCAUUUUCGUCUCGGCCCCAGGCAGAAGUCCAAACUAGUUGUUUAUUGCUGCAUCACUAUUGCAAAUUCUCUGUUUCUCGUUAAAUGUGUGUUUCGGCUACACAGAGAACAUUAACCACAUCCUGUAGCUGCC